AUGACAAGUAAUAAAAUUUUUCGUUUGAAUAAUUAAUAAUAUAUUCAUAUUUAUUUUUUUUAGAUGAUUCAUUUAUUAAUAUGCGAUAUAGCAAUUUUUCUACACCGUCAUUACAUAAUUAUCAAUCACACACAGAUUUUACAUCAAGUCUACCAUCACAAACACAACAAACUUUAAAUGGUUUUCCGCGAUUAGUUACUCCUCCUACUGAUCAUUCAACUUUAACAAUUGAACAUCAAAAAAAUAUUUUAAAUCGAAAUACUACGAAUAUGACUGUUACUGAAUUAACAUCAAUGAACAUCUAUAAUAAUAAUCAUUAUGAACCAUUAACACCACAAACACUUCCAUUUGAUACAUAUUCGCCACAAAGUUUAUCAAAAUCAAUUAAUAAUAAUAAUAAUAAUAAUAAUAAUAACAAUAUCAAACCAUUAAUACCAUCAUCAACAAAUGUUAUAAUGAAUACACAACCAACAACUAUAAUUUAUGCAUCUAGUUCAAUAAAUAAACCAACAUCAUCAUCAUCAACACUUGUUAAUCUUCUUCAUCAAAAACGUCCAUCAUCAUUAUUAGAUCAAUCUGUAUCAAAUAAUUCAUUAACAAAAGAAAAACAUACUAAAUCAGUCAAACAAACAAGAAAACAACCACAGAAAAAAACAUUAACUAAACAAUUUCUCUCUGUACAUGAUGAUAUUCAGCAUAUGCCAAAUCCAACACAAACAAUGUUAAACUAUCCUUUAACUCGUAAAGCUAAAAUGCAACAACGUGUUUUGUCGCGUGCAGCUUCGCAAGAAAUACCUAUGAAUAUACCACAACAAUUUACUAAUCCAUCAUCUUCAUUAACUAAUCAACAAAGAGCAUCAACAUCAACAGAUAUGUCUUACUUAAAUAAUGAUAUGAUAGUCAAUACGUCUCCAUUAUCAAGUCCAACUUCUGGACAAAAUGCUGAAAGUAAACGUCGUCGAAAUAUAAAAAAUGGUUUUGAAAGUCUUCGUUUAUUAAUCCCAGAACUUAGUGAUCCAUCAAAUGCAAAAAUAAGUAAAGCACAAAUGCUUGAAUGUACUGCAAAUCAUAUUCAACGUACUGUUGAUAUACGUAAUAAAAUGAAAGAAGAAGUUGAUUUAUUACAACAUGAAAAUGAACAAUUACAACAAAAAAUUUCACAAUAUCAAACAAGUUUACCUGUUGAUGGUAUACCUAUUAUACCAGCAACACGACGAUCACGUGAAGCAUCUUAUGCACUUUUUCAUGCAUAUGUUGCUGAUCGUACAAAAAAAAAUUGGCGUUUUUAUCCAUAUUCACUUAUACUUAAACGUAUAUUUGAUACAUUUCAAAAUAUGGUUACAUGUGAUUCAACUGAAGAAUUUUUACGUUCAUUAAAUGAAUGGAAAACAAAUUCACUUAAUCUUGUACAAUUACGUCAAGCAGCUUCACAAUCUGUUAUUGAUAUGGGACGUAUAACGUCAUUAAUUACAUCACCUGAAUGUGUACCGGAUGAAUGUGUUCAACUAGCAACCAAUGAUAAUCAAUGA
Molecule: messenger RNA, 1529 nt
Organism: Rotaria sordida
Lineage: Eukaryota; Metazoa; Rotifera; Eurotatoria; Philodinida; Philodinidae
Source: the annotation of a GenBank genome assembly